AUGCUGCCCAGGUCAAACAAUCCGACACGGAAAUGGUCGGUUCCGGGGUAUUCCGAAGAUUUCAUGGAAGCAGUAUUCCACAUGAACGGAUCCGGUGGUCGAAUUUAUCUGAUUUGGACCGGAACCGACAGGAACAUGUCAAAACUGGUAGCCGGAAACGGUUACCGCAUUUCUCCAUCGGAUUCCUGGCAUUUUCCGAGCAGGAUAUUGCAUACAAUGACCCAAAUCGAAGAUAUGAGACAUCUUUUAAUAAAUGACUAUUGUAGUUCGAUAUUACUUCAUAUGACAGAAAAUGCUACAAACAAAUUAUUUCGAUUGAUUAUUUCUUUUUCUGUCGCUGAAUCAAACGACGAUAACUCAAUUGAUAUCCGAUUAACCGCCGAUGAUGUUGCUGUUCUAUUUCGCUUCUACUAUGAAUGUACUGUGUCACAGAGUCAGACGGCUUAUGGACUUCAACAUGCAGAUCUAUUGAAUAGGUUUUCUGUAUUCGGACGUUGUGGAUAUACUUUAUUCAAUGUUAAAAGGGACUGA
Adineta ricciae is the source of this 531-nucleotide messenger RNA. The record is from the annotation of a GenBank genome assembly. NCBI's taxonomy places the organism in Eukaryota, Metazoa, Rotifera, Eurotatoria, Adinetida, Adinetidae.